Fimicolochytrium jonesii is the source of this 474-nucleotide messenger RNA. RefSeq lists its product as uncharacterized. The transcript is spliced from 3 exons. Lineage: Eukaryota; Fungi; Chytridiomycota; Chytridiomycetes; Spizellomycetales; Powellomycetaceae. The record is from RefSeq and is a predicted model, not a curated record. Bases 1 to 474 code for a protein of 157 amino acids.
AUGCCAUAUUUAGGUGCCUAUUGUGAGCUCUCACGCCUCUAUGAGCGCUGUGGAACGCGGCUGUUUUCCGCUAUCCCGCUGCGCAAAUCUCGAAUCCAGUCAUCUGUUCGGAUUGACACGCGGAUCCUAGCCAUUCAUAUCCUGGGUUUGAGCCAACGUCGCAUGGGGAAAUUCACCGAUGAACGGAAGCGGGAGCUGUGGGGGCAGUUUCUCAACGUGAAUGACAAGGUCUUCAAGGCUCGAACGAAGCUUGGUCUCAAAUUUGAUGGGUCAAUCAGCACAAACGGGUAUUCCGCUACCAUCCACUUCAAGAAGCCAGGGCUCAAGUAUGGGCAUCGGGCCCGGAAGCGCAGCAAGGCCCAAAUGCGGGAAGAAGUCAAGCAGCUGUAUUUUGAGCACCACAUCGCUGAACUACGGGAGGCUCUAAACAUCGUCAGCAUUGAUCCGGGCAAGCGUGACCUCUUGUUCUGUUGA